Drosophila virilis is the source of this 3500-nucleotide messenger RNA. RefSeq names its product Centaurin gamma 1A (gene CenG1A). Gene Ontology annotation, biological process: activation of GTPase activity. Lineage: Eukaryota; Metazoa; Arthropoda; Insecta; Diptera; Drosophilidae. The record is from RefSeq and is a predicted model, not a curated record. Gene Ontology annotation, molecular function: GTP binding; GTPase activator activity; GTPase activity.
CACCAUCACAUAAGCACGGGCCACAGUCAGUGCAAGUGUUCUGAGUGCGUUUUUAAAAAUCGUUAUUUAUGUGUGAAACAGGUGUAAAAUUUAUAAUAAUCUCUGUUCACAGUUCGCAAUUAUUUGUGUUCGUGUAAUUGCUGUAUGGCAAAUAUGUUGUUGUGUGCUGUCAACUCACUUAGCGAAAAUUGUGCCAUUGCCUGUGCGUAUACGUGUGCGUGUGUGUAUAUGUGUGUGCGCGUUUAGUUUACGUUUUUUUUUGGGGCUCUAUCGGCAUCUCGGGCAAAGUAAUUGAAGUUAAUUAAAAAAACGUUGGCUAAUUUCGUGCGCAAUGAGCAAUUAUCAGCCGCACGCGUCGCUGUCGCAUAUUCAGCAACUGCAGCUGCAGCACCAGCUACAACAGAACCAUCAUCAUCUUCAUCUUCAGCAACAUCAUCAUCAGCAUCUGCCGCCACAUUUACAGUUGGCAGCGACGACGGCAGCAGCAGCGCUCCCCCAACAACAACAACAACAACAACAACAACAGCAGCAGCAGCAGCGUCAUAAUCAUACGCCCACAACCAACCAAAGCCAGUCAACGUCGUCUGCGGCUGCGACCGCCGCUGCUGCUGCCGCCUCAAUUUUGGUAACGCAACUGCCGCAGCCGCUGAUAAGCAAUUCGCUGGCCAUACGCCAGGAGAUACAGCGCUUCGAGAGCGUUCAUCCAUCGAUUUAUGCUAUUUACGAUUUAAUCGAUUUGCUGCCCAUGCCGGACGCACAGAUUGCCCAACAGAUACGCGAUCACGUCGUUUGCAUUGAAGAUUCCUUUGUGAACAGCCAGGAAUGGACUAUAUCACGCUCGGUGCCAGACUUGAGGCUGGGCAUUGUAGGCUCUCUAAAUUCUGGCAAAUCGGCGCUGGUGCAUCGUUAUCUCACCGGCUCCUAUAUGCAGGAAGAGUCACCCGAGGGUGGUCGCUUCAAGAAGGAGGUCUUCAUCGACGGACAAAGCUAUUUGCUGCUCAUACGUGAUGAGGGCGGCGCCCCGGAAAUGCAGUUCGCUGGCUGGGUGGAUGCGGUAAUCUUUGUGUUUAGCCUGGAGAACGAGGGCAGCUUUAAUACCGUCUACAAUUAUUAUACCAAAAUGGCGCAUUUUCGCAAUGGACAGGAUAUACCCAUGAUAUUGGUCGGCACACAGGACGCCAUCAGCGAGCGGAAUCCGCGUGUUAUCGAUGACACGCGCGCCAGGAAGUUGGCCAGCGAUUUGAAGCGCUGCUCCUACUACGAGACCUGCGCCACCUACGGCCUAAAUGUGGAACGCGUCUUUCAAGAUGCCUGCCAGAAGAUACUCUCUCAGCGUUUGCCGCUGCCGCCAGCGAUGCAGCCGCCGCGGCCAACCACACCGCAGGGCACACGACUGGGCUUGGCCACAUUCCAGCCGCCGCCCACAAAUGGACAGCGGGCGCAGCAGCAGCAGCUGCCAUUGCGCAUGAGCGCCGACUUUGCGCAGGCGGAGCAGAAGCUCUGGUCUCUGCAGGCGAGCGCAGCCGGCUCCACGAAUGAGAACAACAACGUAACCAAAUACAAUCCUGGGGCAGCUGCACAACAACAACAACAACAACAACAACAGCAGCAGCAGCAGCAAUUGACGCUGCCCGGCGACUGCAGUCAGGUGCAGCUGCGUGAUCCACGCGAUUUGGCGCCGCCACCUGGCAAGGAUCUACCCACGCCCACAUCGACGCCCACGACAAGCCGUAAAAGUCGACGGCGCUCAAAUCUCUUCAUACCCUCCUCCUCCAAGAAGAACGACAAGGAGCCAAAGAGCAGCGAACUGGGCAGCGGACGCUCCAUACCCAUCAAACAGGGCUAUCUGUACAAGCGCUCAAGCAAAUCUUUGAACAAGGAGUGGAAAAAGAAGUACGUGACGCUCUGCGACGAUGGGCGGCUCACCUAUCAUCCCUCGCUGCACGACUACAUGGAUGAUGUGCACGGCAAAGAGAUACCGCUGCAAUAUGUCACCGUCAAGGUGCCCGGCCAGAAGCCCCGCGGCUCCAAGUCCAUAAUUACGAACAGUGCGUUGACCAGCUCGCUGCUGACCAACGGACAGCGGAGCACGCAGGGCACGCUCAGUGAGGGCAUUGGCUGCUUAACGCUGGCCAAGGAUAAUCAGCGCAAGCUGAGCGAGAAACUCUCUUUGCUGGGUGCUGGUGCUGCCGGCGGCAGCGGCGGUGGUGGAGGCGCCAGCGGAGGUGCUGGCAUUGAGCCUCUCAAAUCGAAUAGUUCACAGCAGACGAGUGGAGACGAGGGCAUUGCCAUGUCGAAUUCCAAUUCGCAGACUUUUACAGCCGGCGAGGCGCCCGCCAGCAAACUGGAGGCCCAAACGCCGAACGUUAAGAAGCGCCAUCGCCGCAUGAAGAGCAGCAGCGUCAAGGCAAACGAGGCGGACGACAAUGAUGGCUACGAAUUCUAUAUUGUUUCGCUGGACUCCAAGCAGUGGCAUUUUGAGGCCGCCAACUCGGAGGAGCGCGAUGAAUGGGUCGCCGCCGUCGAGCAGGAGAUCUUCAAGAGCCUGCAGGGCAUCGAGAGCAGCAAAACGAAGCAGGCAACCAGCACGGAACUGGCCGCCAUGCUGGCCAUCAGGCAGCGGGUGCCCGGCAAUGGGCAUUGCGUCGACUGUGGAGCGCCAAAUCCCGAAUGGGCCAGUCUCAAUCUGGGCGUGCUCAUGUGCAUUGAGUGCUCGGGCAUACAUCGGAAUCUAGGUUCGCACAUAUCCAAGGUGCGCUCCCUGGGCCUCGAUGAUUGGCCAGCGCCGCAUCUGAGCGUCAUGCUGGCCAUUGGCAACAGCCUGGCAAACUCUGUGUGGGAAUCGAAUACGCGGCAACGUGUCAAACCGACAGCGUUGGCCAAUCACGAGGAGAAGGAACGCUGGAUACGCAGCAAAUACGAGGCCAAGGAGUUUCUCACGCCCUUGGGCAGUGGCAAUCAUGUAAAUGCCGCCUCGCCGGGCCAGCAGCUCAUUGAGGCGGUCAUCAGGGCGGACAUCAAGUCGAUUGUCUCCAUAUUGGCCAAUUGCCAGGCAGAGGUGACCAAUGCCAAUGUGAGCGCCAGGGAUGUGCGCACCCCGCUGCUGCUGGCCUGUGCCAUAGGCAAUCUGGCCAUAGCACAGCUGCUUGUCUGGAACGGCGCCAACAUCAAACACACGGAUCAUGAGGGUCGCACCUGUUUGGCCUAUGCACGCGCCGCCCAAUCCCUGGCCACGGCCAAGUCGAUGAAGGCAGCCGCUGCUCUGGCAGCCGGCACCCCAGCUCCGGCCCCAGCACCCUCAGCUAAUGGUGGCAUACCCGCACCACAGUACAAUGUGGAGGAUACAACGGCUCUUGUGGAGCUGCUUGUGGGUCUGGGCUGUCCGGAAUCGGCGCCGCUUACAGCCAGCGGCACGUUGCCCCGACGACGCGAUACUCUGGGCACACCCUAUGAAAAAUCCGUUUCGGGGGUUAUCUAAAAAAAAAAAAAAAAAAAAAAAA